GGAGUUGCACCGCGUCCUCUCUUCCCUUUCCACAGAGGGCGAGAGAGAGAGAGAGAGAGAGAGAGAGAGAGAGAGAGAGAGAGAGAGAGAGAAGACGCAACGACCCUAAAUCUCGCUGUUCACCUCCAGAUCUCGCAACCAUGGCUGUCCGGCACACCAUCUACCACUCCGGUUACCUCGCUCAGAACCUCGCCGCCGCCGCCGGAAUCCGCUGCCGCUUCCUCCACCAGUCCGCAGGCAGGCCUCUCGGAGCCCUCUUCGCUGGCCACUUCUCCGAUCGCGACUCCCACUACCGCCCCCAAUCGAGGACCCGGAGUUGCUCCCAGGCGCCCUCGGAUGCCGCCUCAUCCUCCUCCCCUUCCUCGGAUCCCGCGGCCAAGGACCGGAAGGCUUGUCUCGUCGUGGGGUUGCUGUCCGCCAUCUCCCCUGGCUCCGGCUCGCUCGGUGGCGUCGGCGCACUGGGCGUCGCAUCCUCGAUGUCGAUGGGGUUCAAGCCCUCGUCUUUGAUCCCAUUUUUCCAGGCGACCAAGUGGUUUCCUUGUUGUGACUUCCUCCCAGGAUCGGGAGGAGGUAGCCCGAUGGAUCAAGGAGCGAGGACUACUUCACGCCCUACUGGAGAUGAGACCAAAGGAGGAACUGUUCCUUCUGUGCAUGCUAGUGAACACACAGAAAGCUCUAUCUCUUCUCCCACUGUGCCUAUGAUGAAACGCUUCGAGAGCAAUUGUUGCAGCAGGAGCUCGGGCGACAGAAAUUGUUGGUUUUCACGGUGGAUGAGUUCCUGUUCGGAGGAAACCAAGACGUUUUUAACUGCUUUGACAGUUCCCCUGCUGUAUGGGUCACGCUUGGCCGAGCCUAGAUCGAUCCCCACAAGAUCGAUGUAUCCAACUUUUGAUGUCGGAGAUCGAAUUCUAGCUGAGAAAGUUUCCUAUUGCUUUCGGGAGCCUGAGAUUACUGACAUUGUUAUAUUCACAGCACCACUGAUUCUACAGCAAUUUGGAUUUAGUUCAGGUGAUGUCUUUAUCAAAAGAGUUGUGGCUAAGGCUGGGGACUAUGUUGAAGUACGUGAUGGUAAAUUAUUGGUGAACGGUAUCAUCCAAGAUGAGGAAUUCAUUCUAGAACCACUUGAGUAUGAAAUGGAACCAGUGUUUAUCCCCGAAGGCUAUGUCUUUGUAUUGGGUGAUAAUCGCAACAACAGCUUUGAUUCUCACAACUGGGGGCCACUUCCUGUGAAAAACAUUCUUGGAAGGACAGUUCUGCGUUACUGGCCCCCUUCAAAAAUCUCAGACACCAUCCAUGAACCAAAUGCAACUCAAAGUGUGCUUGGAUUUUCUUGAUAUAUUCUCUGCUUCUCAACAAAUGCCGUUUAAUAGAUGAGGAUCAAUCUGGUGGUUUUCUCACAUGUUCAUAUGGUAAAUGCCUGGGAAUAAUGAGAACAAAGGCUUAAAAAAGAAAAAUCAUCAUUAUCCAGCCA
This is a messenger RNA of Musa acuminata AAA Group (dessert banana), 1471 nucleotides long. RefSeq names its product thylakoidal processing peptidase 1, chloroplastic-like. The record is from RefSeq and is a predicted model, not a curated record. Gene Ontology annotation, molecular function: serine-type endopeptidase activity. Lineage: Eukaryota; Viridiplantae; Streptophyta; Magnoliopsida; Zingiberales; Musaceae. Gene Ontology annotation, cellular component: chloroplast thylakoid membrane; plasma membrane. The coding region runs from base 141 to 1334 and encodes 397 amino acids. Gene Ontology annotation, biological process: thylakoid membrane organization. The transcript has 7 exons.